Messenger RNA from Exophiala viscosa, 1176 nucleotides. RefSeq names its product 14-3-3 domain-containing protein. Lineage: Eukaryota; Fungi; Ascomycota; Eurotiomycetes; Chaetothyriales; Herpotrichiellaceae. The record is from RefSeq and is a predicted model, not a curated record. The transcript is spliced from 2 exons. Bases 1 to 1176 code for a protein of 391 amino acids.
AUGGAUACUUCGCACUCCCAGUCUCCGGGCGCAUCACCUCCUAUGCGAAAACGAUGGAAACAAGCAUUCAUUGAACUGACGUAUUUGUCUCGACAGUGGCAGCCGUGGGAGGAUCCCUUACUGUAUUCAUCUUGGAUGGCCUCCUCGGAAGUGGAUCAAAAGUUUCUCGGUUAUUUUGCAAAAGUCACCACCACAGAGAAUAAUUAUCUUUCCAGCUUUUUGUUUCGUGUUCUAGGGCUCUCCGUGAUUCUAGCAGAGAAGCUCCUUCAUGCUCGGAGGGCGAAACAACUCGACCCCGUCCGUGACCCGAAAGCCCGACACCUCAUCCAUCAUAUAUUAUGGCUGGCGAGGGAAGGGCUUGUCAUGGUAGAGCAGUAUGUGCUACCUAUGGUCGGCAACUAUGUCGAGCUCCGCGUGCUGUCAUAUAAGCUCAAGGCGUCAUUUUACCAUAUCUUUGUUCUUUUCCACAACGACCCACCCGUCAACGAUCGCAUCAAUCGGUCAAAGUCCGGCUCCUUUUCACUCUUUCCAGAUCCAUUGUCACCGAAACUCUCUUCGAAGACACCUUCACGAGAACCAACACUCACCUCAUCCACAAAUGGCGGACGGCGACGGUCACCAGCCAUAAGCCUGGGUGGUCCCGUUGGUGGAGGAAUGACCACUCGCACGCCGCCUGGUCUGCCCCUACCUUUGCAUCCUUACACCAGUGGUUCCCCUGAUAGCAAUGGCAACGGUACCGCAACUUUCCUCCUGCCUCUACAUGACUACAGACCUUACGCGUUGCGAGCCUUUCGGGAAGCCAAUGAGCUCGCUGAACGACUUCUGCCGGGCUCGCACCCUGUCCGAUUGUCCGUGAAAGUCGAAUACGUCGCAUACGUGUAUGACUGUCUGCACGAGCCGGAGCAAUCGCGGGGGUUGGCCCGAUUGAGUAUCCGCCACGUAUACGAGGCCCAGGAAGGAAUGGACGAUGACUCGUUUGAGGAUGCGGCUGAAAUGGUCGGCAUUCUUGGACGGAUGAUGAAAAGGGGUCUCGGGGCGGGAGGCGGUUCCGGGAGUCAGCAGCAGCAAGGCACAGGCACAGGCACAACUGGGGCUGGUGUCGGCGGAGCAAGAAUACCGACCGGACCACCGUCUAGAACGGCGGCGGCGGUGCAACAACCGUCGACGUGGGUGUAG